AUGGCAAAUGAUAGUGCUGAGGAUAUUAAUGUCGGCGUUGCGCUCAGCACUGCUCUGCUGUUACCAGGCGAUCUGGAGCGAAACGCCGAGUUGAGCGAAUACGAAAACUAUGCGUUGAUGCUUCAAUACUCUGUUCAAGCCAUCCAGCAUGUCCACUUUUUUUCUGUUCAAUCUUUCGAAAAUUGGCAGAAGCUGGUUGAUAUGAAGAGGGAUUUCUCUUCUCUUCAAAAAACCAACAAAGGCUUACAGUCAAAAAUGAAGAAGCUGGAAGACCAAGCUGAGGCCGCAAUCAAAGCUCAGACCAAUGCCGAAGAGAAAGCUGAGGCUGCUGAGGCUAUCAGGAAAGUGGCUGAGUCUCAGAAGAGAGAAGCCAAGGAAAAAAUGGUCCAAGCCGAAAAGGAGCUUCAAGAGGCACUGGCCACCAAAGAAGCCGAAAUAAAAGACGCCGACGAGAAGGCGUAUACCCAAGGCAUGGCCGAUGUCACAGAUGCCUAUGAACAGCAGGUGAAAGAGGCAUGCAACAAGGAUGUUCGCAAGCCAGCGAAAGAUUUUCGCCAAUCUUAUGUUCUUAGCAAGGACCUGAAAAAGCUCUUGGACUUGCCUGUCCACAAAAGGAAAGAUGAUCAAGUCCUAGACUUGACUCAUGAGGAGGAUGAAGAGGUUAUCAAAGAGACCACCCCUGAGCAAGCAUCAUCUGAUGUUCCUCAAAUAGGCAAGAGUGUUGAUGAAACCCUUGCCGAGAUUGACGCCGAGAUUGCUGCAGAUGAGGAAGCCGAGGUAUCUCUUCAGGAGACUUCUGAGGUUCAGAUCCAGCCAGAUGCUAAUGCUGAUGCUGAGAAGUCUUAA
Camellia sinensis is the source of this 846-nucleotide messenger RNA. The record is from RefSeq and is a predicted model, not a curated record. NCBI's taxonomy places the organism in Eukaryota, Viridiplantae, Streptophyta, Magnoliopsida, Ericales, Theaceae.